CACAGCAUCCAAUCAGCGCCUUUGAUUUUGACACAACGCUCCGUGCAGCCAAUCAGAUUGUGGAGUAUUGCUACGUCCUUCAGCUAUUGCUUCCGUUCGUUCUCUCGUUUCCGGAAUUGCAGCGUGACCGACGUUUCGUGUCUUUCGCAGACUUAAAAAUGCGUUACGUGGCCGCUUACCUGUUGGCUGUACUGGGUGGCAACAACAACCCAUCCGCCAAAGAUAUCAAAAACAUCCUUGGGAGUGUUGGAAUUGAGGCCGAUGAUGAACGUCUUAACAAGGUCAUCAGUGAACUGAAUGGCAAGGACAUCAAUGAAGUCAUGAAUGCCGGCCUCUCUAAGUUAGCCUCCGUGCCAGCAGGUGGCGCAGUGGUGGUCUCUGCCGCAGCUGCUGGUGGUGGGGCCGCUCCUGCUGGGGAAGCACCUGCAGCGGAAGAGAAAAAGGAAGAGAAGAAAGAAGAAUCUGAGGAGUCUGAUGAAGACAUGGGCUUUGGCCUCUUUGAUUAAUCUUUCUUUUUACUUCUGACAAUAAAAAAGGAAAACAUUUUGUGUUAA
Molecule: messenger RNA, 554 nt
Organism: Misgurnus anguillicaudatus (oriental weatherfish)
Lineage: Eukaryota; Metazoa; Chordata; Actinopteri; Cypriniformes; Cobitidae
Gene: rplp2a
Product: ribosomal protein, large P2
Biological process (GO): cytoplasmic translational elongation
Cellular component (GO): cytosolic large ribosomal subunit; ribosome
Molecular function (GO): structural constituent of ribosome
Source: RefSeq, a predicted model, not a curated record